Balaenoptera musculus (blue whale) is the source of this 1065-nucleotide messenger RNA. RefSeq names its product serine/threonine-protein phosphatase 2A 55 kDa regulatory subunit B beta isoform-like. Gene Ontology annotation, molecular function: protein binding; protein phosphatase regulator activity. The record is from RefSeq and is a predicted model, not a curated record. Gene Ontology annotation, biological process: peptidyl-serine dephosphorylation. Lineage: Eukaryota; Metazoa; Chordata; Mammalia; Artiodactyla; Balaenopteridae. Gene Ontology annotation, cellular component: cytosol; protein phosphatase type 2A complex.
AUGCUGGAAAAUGUGCUGGAGGGGGUGGGGGGCAAUGUUUUUGAAGAGCCGGAAGAUCCAAGCAACAGGUCGUUAUUCUCUGAAAUUAUCUCUCCGAUUUCGGAUGUGAAGUUCAGCCACAGUGGGAGGUAUAUCAUGACCAGAGACUAUCUGACCAUCAAAGUUUGGGAUCUCAACAUGGAAAACCGCCCCACUGAGACUUACCUGGUUCACAGCUACCUCCGCAGCAAGCUGUGCUCCCUCUACAAAAAUGACUGCAUUUUUGAUAAAUUUGAGUGUGUGUGGAAUGGGUCAGACAGUGUCAUCAUGACGGGCUCCUACAACAACUUCUUCAGGAUGUUUGACCGAAAUAGCAAGUGUGAUGUUACUCUUGAGGCCUCGAGGGAAAACAGCAAACCCCAAGCUAUCCUAAAACUAGCAGUGUGCGUGAGGGGCAAGCAGAGAAAAGACGAGAUCAGUGUCGACAGUCUGGACUUUAGCAAAAAGAUCUUGCAUACAGCUUGGCAUCUUUCAGAAAAUAUUGUAGCAGUAAUGGCUACAAAUAACCUAUAUAUACUCCAGGACAAAACAUUGUUAUCUUUGGAAAUACGUGUGUGCACAGGGCCCAACCUGGCUGUGUUCGAAGCAAGGGGCCGGAGGCGGGUUCUGGGCACCAGCGGUUCCGACCCCCCCGCCCUCCACGCCGCACCCGAGUGGCCCCUAGCCGAGUGGGCCCCCACCUCCCGGCCGGGCCUGGGCCCUUCUGUGCCUCCCUUGGCCUUUGUCCGGCGCCAGGAGACCGGUCCCGCGCCCCCCGCGGCCGCCCGGGCCCGGGCCCGCGUCGGGCGCCUGGCUCUGUACGCGAGCCCGGGGAUCUGCGGCCUCCGAGGGCCCCCUCCCCCGCCCGCCCUUUCGUGGAGCCCGGCGCCGGCGGCGGCUGCCCGGGCGGGGGGUUGCGGUGCUCAGGAGAGGCCCCGGCUCCGCCCCGGGCCUGCCCAGGGGGAGAGCAGAGCGGUCCUCAGCCGGGUCGGGUCGGGGCCCCUCCCGGGAGGAGCGUGGAGCGGCGGCAGCGGCGGCGGCAGGUGA